UUUGUUAAGGUGCCGAAACGAGCGAAAUGAAAGUUGUGCUCUUUUUUACCGUUGCUUGUGCUUAACGCGUUGUUGUUAUAAUUGUGUUUGCAGGAGUGUCAAAAACUGACGAAUAUCGAAACUAAAAGCAACAAAAUAUAAUACAAAUUUCGAUCAAUCAAAUCAAAUUUUAAUGAAAUCAAAUCAAAAAACAUUCAACAGUUUUAGCUCGCGUACUGAACUUUUAAUAUAUUGACUUGUAUCUAUAUAUAUAGUGAUAUCAUUCAUGAUCAUCAUCAACAUAACACUAAUCAUGUCUAUCUGAGCGGCUUCCAUUUCGCAUUUCCAAGACGUUUAAUUCAGGUGGUAUUUCUUCAAUUUACCUGCGCAGCUAAGCUGAGAACUUAAACAGCGAAAAGCGAAAAGCGACAAGUGAAAAGGCGAAAAACUAUCGAAACAGUCUCAAAAGAAACAAGAAAAUAGACCGAAAACGCAAUUGAAAAAUGGACACGAAAUUGGCGCAGGGUCAGUUUCCGGCCACGUUCCCGGAGACAUUCAAGAAUUUCUUCGAGAUGAUGAACGAGGACGAGGAUCACGUUGAGCUCUUUGCCAACCUGCUGGAGGAUAAGGUGAUACCGCGCAGGAGCCCAAUGCAUGCCCAGCGGCAGCGUUGCGGCGGGAGCCUGCGCAGCCAUCUCAACCGGCGUGCUGGGCAUGAGCACAUCCAGGCUCAGAUCCAUGCGCAGAGCCAAGGUCGAGCGCAAGUCAUACCUCCCACCCAGGAUCAGAUCCAGGAGCAGAUGGCGAACCGCUCUCGCUCCCGCUCCCAGCAGAUCCGCUACUCGUGGCAGCAGCCCGCUGCUGCGCAGCAUCCGCAUCCGCAUCCGGUGGUCCGCGCGGCCCCACGGAGCCGCAGUGGCAGCAGCGGCGACAUGAGCCGGUCCAUGGGCGUGGAUCAGGAGCUCGCCGCGAGCUCGGGCUACGCCCUAGGCCCACGAAGUCGCAGCCGCGGAAUGCGGCGCAGGAGCGUGUCGGGCGUCGACGAUCUGGGCGACUAUGGCGGCGUGCUGAGCCACUGCUCCAGCACUGGCAGCAGCGUCGACAGCCUUGUCCACAGCCACAGCCAGCUGAUGACGCGCAGCCCGAAGCACUCGACGUUGACCAGCCUCAACGUCAGCAAUCGCGUGCCAAGACCCAACUCGGCCAAGAUGCCGACCGAUAGUCAGCAGCUGCCGUCGGCCGCUCCUGCUUUCCAGCAUCAGCAGCAGCAGCAGCAGCUGGACCAGGAUCAUCUGCAGCGCCACCAGCAGACGCGCGACCUGCAAAUGGAGUUGCACCAGCUGCGACUUGGACCCGACGGCGAGGACAACAGUGCCGGGCGUGCGCCCCAGAAUUAUGCGAUGCCCCGCCUCCUGGCGGACAGCCCGAGGCACUCGCAGCCAAGGCACUCGGUCAUACUGGAGCGAUCAUACGACUUUGAUGCCAGCUUUGACGGCAGCGAUGGAACCGUGCCCUCACCAGCCCCCCAGCAGCUGGCCUACAAUGUGCUCCGGCCGAUACUGAAGUCGCAGCAGCACCAGACCCAGCAGCAGCAGCAACAAGAGCAGCAGAAGCUGCAGCACUUGCAGCAGUUGCAGAAUCAGCAACAACAGCUGCAGCAGCAACAGCAACAACAGCAGCAGCAGCAGCAACAGCAGCAACAGCAACAGUUGCCUCCGCUAUCCCAGCAGCCGAGCACAUCGGCCCAGGCCCAUUUGCACCGCAUAUUGCCGAUACCGCCCGUGGCACAGAGUAGCUACCAGCGCAUGCAGCACAGCCGCGGCAACUUGCAGGGCGCAGUGCAGCGCAACGCGAGCGCCGGCAGCUCGACAGCUGGCUACAGCUACAGCAUGCAGGCCCAGCAGUCGCAGCAAUAUGAGCUGGCCGAGCAGCCGGAGCAGCAGCAGUACUAUGCGGGCUACAGCCGGGCGUACGGCUCGCAGGGGCUGCACGGCGAAGGCCAUUGGCGCGACGAGGAGCCGACCUCCUCGGCUGCAAUGGCGGCGGACUCAAUGCACAGCACCUACCAGGAUUUUCUGCAGGCGGCUCCGGAUCCAGGACCGGGAGCGGGGCCGCCCAGCAUGAGAAUGCAGAGGUCACCAAAUAUGAAUAGACGCAGAAGCUCCUCGAUUGCAACUGGCGUGCUGCACGGCGAUCAUGGCUACGGCUAUGCCAACGACAACAAAAGUUUCGCCGCCGAGCAACAACAACAGCAGCAGCAGCAGCCAGAAGAGGAGCACGUGGAGGAGGUGGAGGAGUUGUUUGCGUUCCCCAACAACAGCAACAGGGAGCGGAUGGCGCUGGCCAAGUCCCCGCUUGGUCGGGCCAUCGAGAGCGGCGUGCUGACCUUCCAUCAGGCGAUGAGCGGUGCGGUGUCGCCCCAGUACGCCGGAGUAGUCACAGGAGUCGGAGCAGGAGCUGGAGUGGGCUCGGGUGCCAGCAGUCAGUUGCCAGUGAACGAGCUGGACAAGUGCCGCCUCGGCUCCAGCUCAGCCUUGGCGGCUGUGGCCGAGCACACAGCGGAGACAGCGGAGACAGCGGAGACAGCAGCAGCAGCAACGUCGUCUGGCGGCGCCAACGCCACCAGCUCGACCACGGCCGGUUCCAGUGACGAGGUUCAGUCGCCCGUCGCCAACAGCAGGGCGCUGCAGCAGCAGUAUCACUCGGUCAACAGCAAUCAGCAGCGCGAGCGGGGCGUGGGCGAGUCAGCGGCCAGCGUGGCCUAUGGUAGCUCGGCUACCAUAGCCGUGGCCGUGCACAUGUCGGAGCGGCAACGUCUACGGACGUCCAGCAUGCCGGCAGAGAGUCGCAAGCCUCGCCUGGCGGACACGCGUCGCUCGGCGAUUCACUGUGGCGCGGAUGUCGAAAUGGAUUAUUAUCGCUUGCGCAGCUUCAGCAUUACAUCGCAUGGCGUUUGCAAUCUGGGCGAUUCAUUACGCAGCCGCAGGUCACGUUCCAUCAAUUCUGUGACAUCCAAUGGCACCUCGAACAGCGGCAAGGAUCGACACAAUAGCAAUGCGUCGGCCGACAUCCCGGAGGCAGAGGCGAGCAACAUCCAGCCGCACUCGCAGAGGCCCAACGGGGAGCAGGUUCCGGCGUACAAAAUCGCCAUGCUGGGCGGAUCCGGAGUGGGCAAGACAACGCUGACAUAUCAGUUCACCACGUCGGACUACAUCUGCGCCUACGAUCUGAGCCUGGAUGAUGACUAUGGACAGAAAACGGUCUCCGUGCUGGUCGACGACAUUGAAACGGACUUGGAAAUUAUUGAUCAUCCGGCCUGCGAGAUGUCGACCGAGGCGUUCUGUGCCACGUACAACAUUGACCUGUUCGUUGUGGUCUACUCCGUGGUAGACCGUGGCACCUUCAAGGCAGCCGAGAAGGUCCUGACCUACCUCAAGGAGAACGACAUGCUGCUCACGCGCGGCGCCAUCCUGGUGGCCAACAAAACGGAUCUGGAGCGGCAUCGCGAGGUGUCGCGCCAAGUUGGGCGCAAGCUGGCCAAGGAGAUCGCGUGCAAGUUCAUCGAGACGUCGUCGGGCCUCGACCACAACGUGGACGAGCUGCUGGUGGGCAUUGUCGCCCAGGUCAAGCUGAAUCCGCAGCGCCUCUCGCUGCUGAGCGAGUACGACCUGCAGCGCCUGAACUUGCAGACGACGAUACAGAAGCAUCGGCGCAUGCAUCUGCCGGCCAGGCGGAUGGUGCGCCAAAUGAGCAUCUUCAAGAUGGAGGACGGCGAGGAGAAGGACGAGGAUGACGGCGACGGCGACGGCGGCAACGACAACAACAAGGAGAACGUGAACGAGGACCAACAAAAGUCCCUGGAGGCAGUGAAGCGCGCCGCCAAUCGACGCACCCUCAACCUCGAGUGCAUUCUGAAGAUGGGCGAGAGCGAGCUGGAGGAGGAGGAGAGCAACAGGCAAAUGAGCAAAUUCGAGCAGCUGGCCGCCAGCAUGCGUCAGCGGCGCGCCCAGGACGAGCUGCAGCAGCAGCAGGCGGCCGACAGCAAUGACAGCAAGCCAUCGACGUCUGCGGCAGCUGCUGCGGCGGCGGCUGCUGCCAGGCGCGAUUCGAAUGCCAAGGGCGAGCUCGAGUCCGCCGCCUGCAACCGGAGAGUCGUGAACAAGCUAACCAAAGUGUUUCUCUCAUCGGUGCUGCGCUUCAGGACAAACAUGAAGCGACGCAACUCAUCGAGCUGCACCAACUUGUUCGUCAUCUAAGCGGGCGCGGGAGAGCUUUCGCGCGUGUGUGUGUGGGCGUGCGUGGGUGUGCGGCUGUGGAUGGGUGUGCGUGUGUGCGUCUAGCUAUAUUGUUUAUAAGCGAGGCUAUAGACUGAGACUGAUUGACUGACUUGGAUUGGAGCGCAGCUAACGGGAGGAAUGCUCGGGGUAGAAACAACGAAGAGUACAGUAAACAAAAACAAUUAUCAAAAGGGUAUGCAUGUAUGCAUGCAUACCUAUGCGGCAUGUGAAUAAUCACUGAAACCAGAAGCAUAAGAUCAAAAGCAGAACGAUUACAGCUCGAUAAUGGAUCGAUAACAGAUCGAUAACAAUGAUUUGAUUGGAAAACUUUCUGAAUUUAAGUCAAUUUAAGACUAGCUGCUCUUGCAACAUUUCAACCAAGAAUUUCGCAUAAAGUGACAAUCGAUAACGAUAUCGAUAGACCUAAGAUCUGCUCUCUUGUUCCUAGCCAGCUGUCAGCGACCAUGGACAAUAAUUUAUGCAUUGAAUACAAAGCUCAAAAAAAAAAAAAAAAAAAAAAAAAAAACAAUUUUAUCGAUAAGCAAACAUUUCGAAAAGAAAACAAAGAAAACAGUUUACCAAACACUAAAUUCCAACAGUCUGGUAACGAGCUCCACAACUGCAAAAAUUUGCUUAUAGGGUAUUUACGGUGAUUGGCCCUCAGCCCAGAUUGAUUUGAGUAUAUGAUUCGCUUUUCAUAAGACUAAAUUGUAAGUGUAAAUCUCACAUAGAGAUUUUUUUUAGCUUGUAGACAUGGUCAAUGGACAAAAUACCGCCAAGCAGAUGGACAGACGGACAGCACUUUAUCCGUUCAGCUCGGGUAUAUUUGAAAAUUUCCUCUUUAAGAACUUUCACAAUUUCAGACAAUUCAAUGAAAAGCGAAGAGUAAAGCUAACAGCAAGGCAAAUAAAAGCAAAUGGAGAGCUGAGCUGAGCCGGAAUACCCUGUACGCAGUUCUGGUAGAGCAUGCCAGGCUAAUGGGCUGACAGCUUGCAAUGGAGUUGAGAGAAGGGAUUAUGUUGAUUUCGGUUACAUUUUAUGAUUUUCCAAGACAUUCUGGCUGAAUGACCCAACCCGAAAAUAGUUGAACCAAAAAACAUAAUUUAAAAAAAAAAAAAAACGUCAUAUAAAUGUAAGAUUACAGGAAUCUUCAAUUAUCUAUGUUAAAAGUUAAUUCAUAUAUGUAUUUUCAAUAUUUCUCUAUGUGUUGUGCUUAGAAAAAAAUAACAAGAAAAUCAAAAAAUUUUAAAAAGUAAAGCGAACGAACUUAAAAAACAAACUCCACUGGAGAAAGCCACCCUACACCCCACAAAUACACAGAGACUACAAAAAAACCAAUGAGAAUAUGAAAUACAUUAGGAAUGGGGGAAGGCCUAAGCAGUACCCCAAAAUAGACAACUAAGCUACCACAAGUACUACCAAAACGGUGAAAAGAAAGGGGAAAAGCAAAAAUUACUCUUGAAUCAUAUUAAAUAGAUCUACGCGUUGAAUAUCACAUAAGUAACACAAGUAACUACAAACAACAUUCAUCAAAGAGAGACGAACGAUCCGAGGGUAACUCAAGGGGCAGUUGAGGAGCGAGACGGGAUAUUUAGUUGAGAUUUUAAGUAUGUAUGAUUCACUUUUUCUUGUCAAGAUUACAGCGAGACCCCUUGCUCAAUUCCUUCCUUAUUUUGUUAACUCAUCUUUUUUUAUCCUAUCUUAUCCGUCCCUCUCAUAUCAUUCUAGUCCCAACCUGCCUUACCUAUAUUUACGUACUCGAUUUAAUCCUGAAUCAUUUCAUACUGCUUGUAUUCUUGGCUUAUCCCUAAUCCACCUCAUCCUAACUUAUCUUAACUCCUUUUUCUGUUAUCCAAGGUGAGGUAGAGGAAUAUAGGAAUAUAGCUGAGCUAUAAAGAGUUACCGUUAGAGAUGCUAAUAUACAUACAAACAUGUAUAUAUAUACAUAUAUAUAUAUAUAUAUAUGAUCAACCGACCGAUUAACACUUCAGAAACCGUAGAAAGCUGCGAAGCUGAAGAACGAAAGAGUAGAGGAAAAGGAACCUACGAAUUGCAUAUAAACAAUCCCAAUUCACGCUUCAUCAGUUACUGAACGCUGGAGAACUGGAGUACUAGAGAUUCUCGGCUCUAUGUAAUACCUGGUAUUGCUGGGGAAAGCGAGAAGGCGAUAAUUUUAGACAGUGAAUAGGUGCGAGCUUCUGAAGUUAAUUAGAGGUGACAAAGUCAUCUCGAGGCAUACAUCAGAAGCUGUUACUUAUUAGGGCAAGGAGUGGCUCAACUAAAGAGCGCGGGCGCGCGUGAGUGCGGAAGAGAGCGAGGAGGAGAUGGGAGAGGCAUCAAUCAUCUAGCAUUCCAUAGCCUGCUCUAAAGGCAUUCACACCGGGUAUCAAGGGAGAGGAGAGAGGAGGAGGAGAGGAAGAAAGAGAGAGCUGUUCGAGCAAGUCGCAUACACACAACCACGACGAAACACACACGGGCACACCAAAAUCAAUGAUAGAUGACACGGAAAUGAACUAGUCGAGUGAGCUAGUUCAAAAGAAAAAAAUCAACAACACAACGAAGCAAGCGAAGCGCUUGAAACAGAUCGAGAGAGGACAUAAAGGACUUUUGAGUAGACUAAUGCAGUUGCAUCACACGGUACACGCACACACACAUCAACACACACACACACACAUACAUACACACCAAUAAUAACAUAUCUAGUAGCAUAUCAAGACCCAUACACGCUUUGCUUUGAACAGGGUAUCUACAGGGCAUCUGAGGACCAUGAAGUCAGCAGGUGUCUAGACUAUAGGCAGCUAAACAUACCUGUACACACAGACACAUACACUCACCCACACCCAUACACACUCACAACUACACAUAUACAUACCUCUGCACAGACCCGCUUAACUACAAUUUCUAUUAUUUUUAUACAAAAAUUGAAGACAAAACCGAAACAAAAAAAAGAGACUGAUUACAAAUAUUCCCAUUCCAACUAUUCUUAGAACACCUAGAGCUCUGACCAAAUUUUCGUUUUGUCAAUUUUUUUGGUAUUACAUUUUGACUAAGAAUUUUCCCACGAAUUUCCAUAUGCAAAAGCGUAGUGCAUGAUAGAGAAAUAUAUAUGUAUUUAUAUAAGACGAAGAUAGAAAUAUUUAUAUGUAUAUUUGAGCCAAGCGAAAGCACAGGAUCAUAUAUAUAUAUAUAUAUACAUAUAUAUAUAAAUUCAUUCAUAAAUAGAUAUAUACGGGAUUUAUUCGCUUCACAUCUACAUGUAGGUAAGACUUAAGAUCGAAACUAUAUAUCAUUUCUUAUUAGUUCUAGGUUGAAUUUGGAAUAGAUUCAUUUUGUGUUGUAUGUAUGUAUAUCGAUAGUUAUUUUCGUUUUAAAACAAAACUUUGAUUUAGGAACUUCACAAACAAACAAAUUUGACGCAAAUGAAAACAAAUUUGAUUCGAUAUACGUACCUUUGGAUACCAGAUUUUGUAAAAAUAUACAACAAUAUUUAGAAAACUUUUUAUAGAUACGUAAGACUGUAUACAAGUUAUAUUGCUUGAAGCUGUGCAUUGAAUAUCUCCCAUCCCAAGUGGAGGCUGCGAGACCUGUACAAAGUUUCAAAGUCGACCAACACCGACUGCUCAAUGCUCGUUCAAAUUAAAAGUGAACAAGUUCAAAAUGAUUUACAAGCUAUAUAUAUAUAUCGAUAUAUCAGAGUCAAUCUACACGUUCCAUCCAAAAGAAGCUUUUUGUCACAGGGCCAGCCCACUGGGGACGGUUCAACGUUUUGGGAUAAACAUUAGCCAAACGACAAAGAGAUCGUCGCGCAAUUUAAUAUACAGACCGAUAAGCAUAUCGAUAGAUCGAUAUACAUAUAGAUAAACAGAUCGGCUGCUGUUGGAUUUAUCGACAAAUCGAUUUCUUAGUCUGUAUACACUGAUUUAAGAUGCACCAACGACCAAUAUACACUUAUAUACAAGGACUUACUCCAAAAACUAAGUGUUUUAUCUCUUUAUAUAACAUUUUAUUUGAUCUGAGUAUUAUCCCCUCUAUGCCACUAUUCAAAAACACAGAUACAUAUAUCUGAGUACCACAUUAUCUCCAUAUACUAUAUAUAUAUACAUAUAAAUACACACGAAAUAUACAUGAACAUAUAUAUACAAAUAUAUAUUCCAUAUAUAUGCACAAUAUAUGAAUAACCAACAUAUAGAGAGAGUAGAACGAUUGCAGAUUUUUUUUAAAUAUUUUUGUAUGGCACAAAGAUUCCAUUCAGAAAUAAUGCCCGCAAGACCAGAUGCAUACAUAUGUAUAUACAUCUAUACACAUGCAUAUAUGUGUGCAUUUUGGAGCUAGUGAAUUGUAUGUUAGGCCAUUGCAAAGGGAUGCCGCCCCGACUGGGGAUCGGGCAAUCCACCCAGCUGGAAGUACCGCUCAUUCAAUCCAAUUGAAUGCCAAGUUUGCAAUUUUCAACUAAAUACAAAUUACAAGUAUAUAAUCCGUAUUUUAAUCCGUAUUUAAUCGUUUUAAAAGUUCUUAUUAAAUGUUAGCGAAAGCUAAAUAAAACAUCA
Molecule: messenger RNA, 8803 nt
Organism: Drosophila mojavensis
Lineage: Eukaryota; Metazoa; Arthropoda; Insecta; Diptera; Drosophilidae
Exons: 13
Coding region: 483-4235 (1250 amino acids)
Cellular component (GO): plasma membrane
Molecular function (GO): calcium channel regulator activity; GTPase activity; GTP binding
Source: RefSeq, a predicted model, not a curated record